AUGGCUGACCCUUUUCGUGAUAACCCAACAAGCGAGUCUUGGGCUGAUAUGGUGGAAGAAGACGAAGCUCUAACAUACCAAGACCAAGUGGAUCAACACGAUCCAGAUGACAACGACAUCUUAGCAACCACACACAAGGUGAUACCAGAGACUAAGGAAACAUCACAAGACGUUGCUAAGGACACGCCUCAGAAUUUAAUUAAAGAAACGCCUCACGAAUCGACCAAAGACAUUGCCAAGGAGACACCCACAGGUGCUCAAGCCAGUCGUUGGGCCACCGCGGGUCCAUCCAAAAGUGCUAUGAGCAGCCGUUGGGCUGCUCUGAAUGUCGAUCGAACUGAACCCCCUCGUGCUUCGAGAUAUGGGCGUUGGCAAGAUCCGUAUAAGCCUACAAGAGGUCGAUUGAAUCGUAGUGCAUUUGAAGAGGAUGCAGAGGAUCAUUCAGGGUAUGAUCGACGUCGUGGUGGAUUCGAUAACAAGGAUAAUUUUAGCAAAGCAAAUCGGUACAGAGAGUAUUAUGAGCUGAAUGGGAAUCAUGGCGUGCCAGAGACGGAAGAAGCAAAGAAAGUAAUUGCUGCUUGGAAUGAAUAUAAGCCUGUAGAUGAUACAGAAUCAAAAGAACAAGAUCCAAGAGAAGAAGAAUAUAAAGAAUAUAAAGAAGCUAAAGUAAAACUGGAGAAGCCUGAAGAAGAAAAUCUACAAGAAAAACCGAAAGAAGAAAAGAAACAAGAUCAAAUAUCAUCCGAUAAGAAAGAAGAGCCUUUAGAGCAAAAAGUAAACAAAACCCUGAUCACUUCUGGGUUUUCCUGGGCUGAUGAUAUGCCCGAUCAAUCUGAUGAUUCAGAUAAUGAAGAAGAAGAUCUUCUUAGACUCUCUGGUAAAUCAUCCGUACCAGCUAAUCAACAAUUUUUCUCCCGUAGUCAACAGACCGGGGAAGAAGAAAAGGGUUUGUUAGUAGCGGUGGACGAAAAGACAGAUAAAGAAUCAUCACCCAUUACGGAUGAGACUAAAGAUGAGGAAGAGCCUACGCGAUUUGUUUCUGACAAAGUAUCUGAUAACGAAGUGAAAGAGACAGAAGUUACUAAGAAAGAGCCAACAAAAACUGCUGAUAAUCAAUGGGAAACUCCUAAAGACGAUAAAGAAUCUACCCCAUCUAUUGAUACUGAAAAAGCCAGUAAGGAAGUCGAUCAGUUAGCAGUGACAGAUGAAAAUGUGGACAAGAAGCCCAUGGAAUCGGUUAGUGCUGAAGAAAAGCUGCCUAAUGAAUCAAACAAUGUUGAAGAAAAGUCUAGUCAUCAAUGGGGCGCUCUUGACGACUACAAAGAACCUACACCAUCUGCUGAAGCUCAAAACAACAAGGAAGAUGUGACAAAGACUGUCAAUAACUCCUCUGUUGCUAAAGAUUCUAAAGAAGGAGCAAAAGAAGCUGUAGCAGAAGCUGCCCAUGAAUCCUUUGCUUCUGAAGAAAAACCUGUUUAUCGAUGGGCUGCUCUUGAUGAUUAUAAGGAACCUGAACCUAAGAAGCCUAAAACAAAACUACCUCCAAAAAUGAGUAGAGAAGAAGAAGAUGCUAAAGUAGCUGCAUGGCAUGCGUUGAAGGUGCCUGCAGACGAAGAAGAUAACGAAGAACCUUCUUCCUCCUGGAAUGAAGAGUCAGAGAAGCCUGUUGAAAGCACGCCAUCUUGGAACGGAAACACUGAACCAACAGCAGCAGCAGCAGCUUCUCAAGGAUCUCAAAGUGUACCUGCUGAACCCAACGAAAACAAACCAGUCUGGGGUCAAUUAAAUGAUGUUCAAUCACCCAAAAAGCAAGUUGUCAAAGACACUUGGAAAAACAAGCUUCAAGUAGUCGACUCAGACAACACAAGUGGAUGGAAAUCAUUUGCCUCAAUGAACGAAGUUGCUCCGUCAAAACUAAAGAAUUCUUCUGUAGUCUCUGAUCAAAAACCAAAGAGUUCUCGGGUAGUAUCCCAUCAAGAGCUAAAGCGCUCUCCCUCAGUUUCGUAUCAAGAGCCAAAGCAGGAGUGGCAGGCACCAUCUGAACCCGAAAAUAAAGCACCUACAUGGGAUUCGGCUGCUGAAGAAACCAAGUCAUGGAGCACCACCAUCAAUCAGAUUGAAAUUACUCAACCUACACCACAACAACGCAAGCCUCAUGAAGUCAGCUUUAGCUUAAAUGACUUCCAAGAAGAACCAAAGCAAGGACCACAGACAAUUUCGUUGAGUUGGAAAGAUUUUACCAUGGAUAAUGGAUCAAGUGAAAAGCCAAUGUCUGUUGCUUCUUUGGAUUCAGGUGAGCAUAGCACAACUCGACAACCUAUCCGCGCCACCAUUGCCUUGUACGAUAAGCCAACAUCCGUACCACUCAAACUCAGUGAUUUUGAUAGCAAUGGUAACUCUGCACCAUCAGCACCACAGAUUUCAUUAAGACUUGAUGACCUUACUCAAAACACCAAGCCUGUAGAGAGUGUACAUUUGAAAUUGAGUGAUUUUGCUCAAACUAGUCAAGGACAAUUAGAAACAAACAAUGACAGUGGCUUGUCACCAUCAAAACAUACAGUAACUAAUAUCAACCAACCUAUUGAAGAACGAAACCCUGAUAAAUGGGGAAGUGUAAGUGAUGAUUACGUCUCUAAACAAGCACAACACUUCUCAACAGAAACAAGUCAUCCACGACGUAAGAUACAAAUGGGAGGCAUGCAAUGGGCCAACCUACAAAAGAAUUUAAUUGCAAACAAGAAAUAA
This is a messenger RNA of Gilbertella persicaria, 2745 nucleotides long. RefSeq lists its product as uncharacterized. The transcript is spliced from 2 exons. The record is from RefSeq and is a predicted model, not a curated record. Lineage: Eukaryota; Fungi; Mucoromycota; Mucoromycetes; Mucorales; Choanephoraceae. The coding region runs from base 1 to 2745 and encodes 914 amino acids.